UUCGCCUGGCGAACAACCGCGCGCACUCGGUGAAAGUCACGGAAAUAACACUGUGUGUGUGUGUGUCCCAACGCGCUUGAACGGAGCGUGUGUUCACACGCGCGCGACUCUUCUGUCCCGUUCCGCUUCGGGGGGCCACUCGUGGAAAAAUCGUUUCGCCGAUAAAAUGGAUAGGAUCCGGCUAACAGGCCCGGCGAGGAUGCCCAUUAUCGCAGUUUUGUUCCUGAUCCUGCGUUCCGCGUCGGCGCAGGGUCGUGUCGAGGAAACGCAGAUGGACACGCACGAGGGGUCCACGGUGCAGCUGCAGUGCCGAUUCACCCCGCCCCGGGAGAACGUGACGUGUUUCUGGCUGACGCACACGAACGACAAUCACGACAACGCGGCGGUCGACAAUCGCGAGCUGUCGCCCCAAUACAAAGUGUUCAUGAACCUCGAGGAGGGUCGUUACGAUCUUCAAAUUCGUAACGUCUCGUACGAGCGUGACAACGGCAAGUACGAGUGCCGUGUGAAGGCGAACGGAGCUGGGAUCGAUCUCCACCGGAAGUUCAUCACGUUGACGGUGCUCAGAGCGCCUGGACCUCCGUCGAUCUCGCCGACUUCUGCGUCCGCGACCGAAGGCCAAAAGCUCGAGCUCCAGUGCAAUACAAACGGCGGUAGCCCCGAGCCAGAGGUGAGAUGGUACCGUGGCAACGAGACCAUGAUUCUUCACUCCGGAAGGACGUUGUCGGUCGAGCCGAAGAAAGAGGACGACCGGGCGACGUUUCGUUGCGUGGUUAGGAAUCGCGCGAUGCGUGACGGUGACACGUUGAACGCCACGGUGACCCUGGACGUGAAUUACUUCCCACGGGUCACCGUCGGCCCGGAGAACCCGUUGAAGGUGGAGGUAAAGGGAACAGCGAAGCUCGAUUGUCGAGUGGACUCUAAACCUGUGGUCGAAAUGGUACGAUGGUGGCGGGACGGUAGCUUCGUGGCGACCACUUUCCAGCACACUAUCAGACGGGUCACCGUACAGGACUCCGGCAAGUACACCUGCCAGGCGGACAACGGGCUCGGUAAAAGGGGCGAAAGUUCCCUGAUACUCGACGUGCUUUAUCCGCCUACUGUCUCGAUCGAGGGCGAUCCUUUGAGGAUAGCGGAAGUCGAGGACACGGUCACUGUGCAUUGUAAUGCCACGGCGAAUCCACCGCCGUCGGUGAUCGAAUGGCUGAGGGACGGUAGACCGGAUUUUCGGCAGCUUGGAUCGAUUCUACGGUUGAGUCGCGUCACGGCUGACCAUGCUGGGAAUUAUACCUGCCGCGCGGUUAACACGAUACAUCCGUCUGGCGGCGAACGAAAAAACUACUCUGCCACCGCGAAACUUACCGUACGGGUUAGGCAUAAACCUGGCCCCGCGAGGGUCACGCCUGACUCGCCCGUCGCGGUCGAGGGAUCCAGGGUGAUUCUUACCUGCAUGGCCAGUCCGGCCGGUUAUCCCGAACCGCGGUACAAGUGGUGGAAGGAGGGCGAAUCAGGGACGAUAUCGUUACCCUCGGAGAACACUGGACCGAGAUACGAGAUCGACUCUGUUCAUCUGGGUAGCGAGGGUACCUACAAAUGCCACGCCACCAAUGAGAUCGGGAACGGCGAAGCUGCGUCCGUUAACCUGACCGUUCACCAGCCACCGAAAAUUCUCACCAAACUGCAACCACAUGUUACCAGAAAAGUCGGCGAGUCUUCGUUCCAAGUCUCCUGCGUGGCGCAGGGCAAGCCACGGCCUAGCGUGCGUUGGUUGAAAGACGAUCAAGAGUUAACCGCCGACGAGAGACUGUACAAGGUGACGACCACCGCAUCGGAGGGUCACGGGAACGUGAUCACCGUGAAUUCGACGUUGAGCUUCCUCGGGCAUGCCAGGCCCCAGACCGACGAGAUCGUGGCCAGCGAUCGCGGCAAGUACACGUGCGUGUUCGUGAACGAGGUGAAGAAGGUCGAGUCGACGAUGAUGCUGAAGGUGGAACACGAGCCGAUCGCGCUCCACCAGCACGGCAAGGUGGCGUACAAUCUGCGAGAGACAGCGGAGGUCGCCUGCAAGGUCCAAGCAUGGCCCAAGCCCGAGUUCCAAUGGAGUUUCGGUUCGAACGCGGCCAGUCUUCAAGGAUCGUCCAGCGACGGCCAUUACGAGAUCUCGACGAGCAGCGACAACUACGACGUGUACACCUCGGUACUGAGGAUAACGAACAUAGGGGAGCUAGAUUACGGGGAUUACAGUUGUCGAGCUGCGAACGCUCAAGGUAGCAUCACCUCGACGAUCCAGUUGCAACCGAAAGGCGCUCCAGAACGGCCAAUCAACAUCACCGCGAUGGACGUAGGACCUACACACGUGGCAUUGCUCUGGGAGCUCGGUUUCGACGGUGGUUUACCGAUCACCAAGUACUACGUGUCCUACAGACGCGUGCCAGACGGCGAUGAGAUCGUCGCCCCGGAUUGCGCUGUCCCGAGACCGCCCGCCGGCGAAUGGCUCGAGCACGAAUGCCGUCAUUCCAACCCCUGCAACGUGACCAACCUCGAGCAACAUCAGACUUACACGUUCAAGGUGAAGGUGUACAACACGAAGAAUCAGUCGGACUAUUCCGACGAGUUCACAGCGACCACCGUUGUCGCGAAGAUCCCGUCGCCGCUUCGAGUCAGCUACGAUCCUGAAAGUGGAAUGCUGGCGAUCAGUGUUGGAGCCACGUGUUUGUCGCUGGUCGCUUCGAUCGAGAAGCUGGACACAUCGACGGCUGUGACGGCGGAGCCUCAAUGGAGGAUCUUGAACGAAUGGCCGCUCGAGGUUCUUGGUAGCGCUUCGACACAGAAGGAGGAUGUCCUGGACGAUCCUGAGGCGUUGGAGGAUGAACCGAGACUUAGGAUCAGAUUGUGCUUGAAGGCUGACCGGCAGAAGUGCGGCGAGUACGCCGAAGCUGAGAUUGGUCCCUCGUACAUCGCGCAAGCAGGUGCUCUGGCGACGCCCACGUUGAUCGCCCUGGUCGUCAGCGGGGCCGUUUUCCUACUGUUCGCCGCGCUUCUCUUGCUCUUUUGUCGAUGUCGCCGAAAGCACGCCACCAAGGCCAAGGAUUACGAGAUGGACUCGAACGCGGUACGACCGAGCUUGGUCGCGGGAAACGGCCAGCAGAGCCAAGCACCGCCGCCUUACUACGCGGAGAACAAAGCCCUGGAGCACAGCUUGGACCACGCGUUGGCCAUGGAGGACUCGAAGACCCCUGCGUACUCGCAACCUGGAUACGGUUAUCACCAGCCGAAUCACAAUAUCAAUGGCGUGAACAUGGGUUACAUGGACAACAGUUAUUCGAACUCGAAUAACGGCGGUUCCGUGAACUCGCAAGACUCCAUCUGGCAGAUGAAGUCCGCGGCCGCGAACGGAGUCGGCCAGCCGUACGACCUGGCCGCUUACGCGACCACCGAGUCGGAUUACCCGACCCAUCCUCAUUACCUCCCACAGAGGGAGGAUUACCGGGAGAGCCAUAAUCUAAGUCGACAGCAGUUUUGCUCGGAACCAUUCGCCACCGUCGUAAAGUCUCAAAAACACGUCGAUUCGCCGUACGACGUGUCCGGUCUACCGUAUCAGGAGACCUACGACGAGGACGCGAAGCCACCUCAGCAGGUUAGCCUGUCGUACGACGAGAGCCUGGAAUCCGGUUACUCGACCCCGAACAGCCGUGGACGUCGUAUCAUACGCGAGAUAAUCGUUUGAGAUCUGCCCACCGGCUCGCGAGCCGGGACCACGCGCACCACUUGGCUAUAGCAGGAGGCUCCACCCACCGGUUAUCAUCAUCAUCAUCAUCAUCCGGUGGACCACGCUUCUCACGAUCCCCUCCGUCAUCGUAUGGAGAUUGUGAUCGAGAAUCCCGUGGAAUCACCGCCCCCGCCACCCCCGCCACCGCCGC
Dufourea novaeangliae is the source of this 3920-nucleotide messenger RNA. RefSeq names its product hemicentin-2 (gene ed). Gene Ontology annotation, molecular function: protein binding. Gene Ontology annotation, biological process: cell-cell adhesion. The coding region runs from base 167 to 3727 and encodes 1186 amino acids. Lineage: Eukaryota; Metazoa; Arthropoda; Insecta; Hymenoptera; Halictidae. The record is from RefSeq and is a predicted model, not a curated record. The transcript has 7 exons.